Messenger RNA from Coniosporium apollinis CBS 100218, 1410 nucleotides. RefSeq lists its product as uncharacterized. Bases 1 to 1410 code for a protein of 469 amino acids. Lineage: Eukaryota; Fungi; Ascomycota; Dothideomycetes. The transcript is spliced from 6 exons. The record is from RefSeq and is a predicted model, not a curated record.
AUGGCAUAUCUUGAUGACUUCUCGUUCAAUACGUAUCUACCACGUUGCAAGUUCGAAGCUCGGGACAACAUGAGCUUGGAGAUCCUGAACUAUGAGGCAAAUGAUCCUUGUUGCUGUCAGUUGGGCAGGCGGGAAGCUGACAUUGCUAAGAGCGGCGCUGCAAGCACAGUCAUCAAAGACGAGGCUCUUCCUCAUGAGGAAUUUCACGACUGGCUCCAUCAACAAGGCAGGCAUACUCUACCUGUCGAUACUGAAGGGAAGACACCAAGCGGAGGACUACGUCUAUUGUACCAACGCUGGGAGAAAGAGGAUCAAACUUCAUUACGUGUUCCGUUUGCCAAAGAUGCCUUCCUUGCUAUGAUCGAGGCCCUCAAGCUUCCAAAGAUAUUCCUAGAGUCUUACCAGUCGGCAGGGGGCAUGUGCCACGUCAACGCAAGAAUAACUGAAAUCGUAAUCCAGACUAUAAAUGGGCGAAUUAGUUUCUGGACCCUUGCACUAUCGUAUGAUCCCAAGACUGGCAUAACGAGUGGAUUCCUUGGUAUGACUGAUUACCAUGGGCUCGGAGAAGGAGCACUCUCAACGGUUCUCAGCUGUGCCAAGCGAGCAGCCCGCCUUGCCUCCCAUCCACUCUUCUUGCCGACAAUGAUGCUUGUCAAUCAAAUCCUACUUACAUCCGUGCAGAGUAGAUUGCUGCUCGGAAUGAUUUUGGAGGUUGAAAAGGCAACGGGUGCACUUGGAGGCGACUUCGACGAUGACGGGAUCCUUGCCGGAAAUGGCCUCGAAGAAGCACAUCGAAAAAUUGUUGAGGUUGACGCACACCUUUCAGGCGGAUUCUUAGAUUUUGAGCUGAGGCUUCUGGCAUGUCUCCGACAGUCUUUUGAGCCAGGCGAAUACCACUUGUUCUUCGGCCCGGAAUUCCGGCGAGAUCAUGGAGAACUGCAGGCAAUGGUCGACUUCCAUACUGAAAUGUCCCACGGGCAUGAGGACGCGCGCAAGAGUUACUCUCGAAGGCUUGAUUUGCAACUAAAGAUUCUAUAUAAUCUCAUUGCACAGCGCGACAGCCGAAUCCAACAUUCUGUAGCAUAUGACUCUCGCCGUAUCGCCGCAGCAAGCAAACGCGAUAGUUCCUCGAUGCAGACCAUUGCCCUGUUGACUAUUGUAUUCCUGCCCGCAACAGCGGUUGCCGCAAUAUUCAGCAUGUCGCCCUUCUUUAUUGCUGAGUCCGGAGGGCGCAUGGCCGUGUCCGCCGAAUUCUGGAUCUAUUGGGCGGUCUGUAUCCCGCUGACUCUCCUUGUGGUUCUGAUUUGGUACCUAUGGUUCCGGAGAACAAGAGAAAGGUACCGCGUCGAGGACAAGGAGAUGGGAGACAGUCAGGAAGGUUUAAUCCCAGGCUCGAGAAAAGAGAAAUGA